Molecule: messenger RNA, 4466 nt
Organism: Etheostoma spectabile (orangethroat darter)
Lineage: Eukaryota; Metazoa; Chordata; Actinopteri; Perciformes; Percidae
Product: calcium-dependent secretion activator 1
Exons: 28
Coding region: 1-2982 (993 amino acids)
Biological process (GO): dense core granule exocytosis; positive regulation of exocytosis; synaptic vesicle exocytosis
Cellular component (GO): glutamatergic synapse
Source: RefSeq, a predicted model, not a curated record
AUGGAAGAAGAGAUUCUUGUGCUGGUUCAGAACGUACUGGGUCAAGCAACAAGGACUUUCACCCCAGGAGAGCGGGGGUUUGUGUCCAGCGUGUGUCCUUACGUCCCGUUAUUGCUGCGUGUCACAGAACCGCGGGAACGCUGGAGAGUGGGUCCGGUUCCCUCCAUCCUACUUGGCCUCAGUUGGGGUACCCAGGGUGACUUCACCACCACCCAGCCGUUACCUGCGGUGAAGGUGAAGCUGUUCACUGAGAGCACAGGGGUGUUGGCUCUGGAAGACAAGGAGCUGGGGAAGGUUGUGCUCCACCCAACUCCCAACAGUCCCAAGCAGUCAGAGCUCCACAAGAUGGCGGUGUCUAAAGGCUGUCCAGACAAUGACCUCAAGAUCAAACUGGCCAUUCGCAUGGACAAACCACAGAACAUGAAGCAUUGUGGGUACCUUUGGGCCAUCGGCAAAAACGUGUGGAAACGAUGGAAGAAGAGAUUCUUUGUGCUGGUUCAGGUGAGUCAGUACACCUUUGCCAUGUGCAGCUACAGAGAGAAGAAGGCCGAGCCGGUGGAGCUCCUCCAGCUGGACGGUUACACCGUGGACUACACCGACCCGCAGCCAGGUCUAGACGGCGGUCGCACGUUCUUCAACGCUGUGAAAGAGGGCGACACUGUGAUCUUUGCCAGUGACGAUGAGCAGGACCGGAUCCUAUGGGUACAGGCCAUGUACAGAGCUACCGGCCAGUCACACAAGCCAGUUCCUCCCACACAGGUCCAGAAACUCAACUCCAGGGGGGGCACAGCCCCUCAGCUCGAUGCACCAAUAUCUCAGUUCUAUGCUGAUCGAGCCCAGAAGCACGGCAUGGACGAGUUCAUUUCCGCCAACCCCUGCAACUUUGACCAUGGCUCGCUGUUUGAGCUGGUACAGCGCCUCACUCUGGACCACAGACUCAACGACUCCUACUCCUGCCUGGGCUGGUUUAGUCCCGGUCAGGUCUUUGUCUUAGAUGAGUACUGUGCUCGCUACGGCGUUCGAGGCUGCCAUCGGCAUUUAUGUUACCUGAGCGAUCUGUUGGAGAGGGCGGAGAACGGAGCCAUGAUCGACCCCACCCUGCUGCACUACAGCUUUGCCUUUUGUGCCUCCCAUGUUCAUGGAAACAGUCCACGUGUGUCUGAGUUGCUAAACUGGCCUGCAUCUGAGGCCGAACUUGAACGAGCCCUGCUCCUCUCUGCCCCUGGGCUUCCUGCCCAAACUGCUAAAAGAGAACUCAAAAUCAUUGAGUUCAUGAAGAAAAAGGACUUCAUGUCCCCACUUUUCUCAGGAACAAGAAGGCCUGAUGGUAUCGGCACGGUGACCGUGGAAGAGAAGGAUCACUUUGAGGAGAUCAAGGAGAGGCUACGGGUGCUUCUGGAGAACCAGAUCACACACUUCAGGUACUGCUUCCCAUUUGGACGGCCAGAGGGAGCGCUGAAAGCGACUCUGUCCUUGCUUGAAAGGGUUCUGAUGAAAGAUAUUGCAACUCUGGUUCCGCAAGAGGAAGUCAAGUCUGUGAUCCGUAAGUGUCUGGAGCAGGCAGCUCUGGUCAACUACCAACGCCUGUCAGAGUAUGCCAAACUGGAAGGGAAAAAGAGAGAGAUGUAUGAGCAUCCUGUCUUCUGCUUGGCGUCUCAAGUGAUGGAUUUAACCAUUCAGAAUGUAGGACGGUUAGUCACCCCGGCUAAAAAACUGGAGGACAAUAUUCGACUGGCCGAGCUGGUGAUUGAGGUGCUUCAACAGAAUGAGGAACACCAUGCAGAGGGAAAAGAGGCCUUUGCAUGGUGGUCAGACCUGAUGGUGGAGCAUGCCGAGACCUUCCUGUGUCUCUACUCGGCUGACAUGGACGCCGCUCUCGAGGUUCAGCCACCCGACAGCUGGGACAGUUUCCCCCUCUUCCAACUGCUCAACGACUUCCUAAGAAUGGACUACAACCUGUGCAAUGGGAAGUUCCACAAACACCUGCAGGACCUGUACGCCCCGCUGGUGGUGCGAUAUGUGGACCUGAUGGAGUCCUCCAUUGCUCAGUCCAUCCACAGAGGCUUUGAAAGGGAAUCCUGGGAACCUGUCAAUAAUGGCUCGGGGACGUCGGAGGAUCUCUUCUGGAAGCUGGAUGCUCUGCAGACCUUCAUCAGAGACCUCCACUGGCCAGAGGAGGAGUUUGGCAAACACCUGGAGACCCGACUCAAGCUGAUGUCCAGUGACAUGAUCGAAUCAUGUGUAAAACGGACACGGGCAGCGUUUGAGGCCAAGCUUCAGAAGAGCAGCCGGGCCACAGACUUCCGCGUGCCACAGUCAAUCUGCACCAUGUUCAACGUCAUGGUGGAUGCCAAGGCCCAGUCAGCCAAGCUGUGUGCCAUGGACCUGGGCCAGGAGUUUGUUAGAGACUGGAGACAAUACCAUUCCCAAAUUGACAAUCUCAUUGAAGAGACGGUGAAGGAGAUGAUAACCCUGCUAGUAGCAAAGUUCAUGGUCAUCCUAGAGAGUGUUCUGGCCAAGCUCUCCAGAUAUGACGAGGGAACACUCUUCUCUUCCUUCCUGUCUUUCACAGUGAAAGCUGCCUCCAAGUACGUGGAUGUGCCUAAGCCCGGGAUGGAUGUCGCCGACGGUUACGUGACAUUUGUUCGUCACUCCCAGGACAUGUUGCGGGAGAAGGUCAACGAAGAGGUGUACGUAGAGCGACUAUUUGAUCAAUGGUACACCAGCACUAUGAACCUGCUAGGAACAUGGCUGACUGACCGUAUGGACCUGCAGCUCCACCUUUAUCAGCUGAAGAUCCUCAUCAGGAUUGUCAAGAAAAAGUACCGUGACUUCCGUCUUCAAGGGGUGCUGGACUCCACGUUGAACAGCAAGAUGUAUGAGACAGUGAGAAACCGGCUAACCUUGGAAGAAGCCACUGCCUCGGUGAGGGAAGGAGGGAUGCAAGGCGUUUCCAUGAAGGACAGUGAUGAAGACAACUAGAUCAUGGGCCUGAAAACUACUAAGAAGUCAAAGCUUUUCAGAGGGGGAACCCAGGCAGCCAUGCCUACAGACUGGCCUAACGUCCAACUUUUCCCUUCCAUUCCUUUAUGUUUCCGGUUUUUUUUUCCAUUCCUGUAAUAGUUCCAUUUUGUUUCUACAAACACUUGCAACACACAAGGCUGUCCGAUCAAUGCUAUUCAUCUAGAAAUUCCCCAUGUAGGCUCAUCAAGCUUUAAUUCCUCAAAACUAAAACUCAAAUAUGGCCAGAAUAUCCAAAAGAGGCUAAAAUGUGACAGAAGUGUGAGACAAGCACAGAUGUGACCAUGAACGCCAUGCAAGGCGGCCUCCCAAAUACAAUGAGAAAGGCGGCAGGUGACUGCAUCUUUAUGCAGUUCUUUUAAAACAUGUACCUUCAUUUUGUGCAACCUGAACUGUCCACAGUCUUUGUUCUGGAGUUUUUCUGUUGCUUGUCGCAAAGACUGAAAAGUACAUUGAGCAGUCUCUUUACUUUACACUGUUCUGCUAGAGAAGAACUUAUGACACACUCAACUGAUCCAGGCCUCUAUACUGUGGUUCCAAGUGAAAUAGUGAAAUAGUGAAGUAGUGAAAUAGAUACAGGUGUCUUUUUUUUUUUUUUUAGUCUGCCAAUAUGCAUAAUGAACUUUUUAGUGUUGAAGUCAUAUUGUGAUUGAUCCAAAUGGCUCUGAUAGUUACUCGUUGGUUUAAGAUCCAAAACAACAAACAAAACAUUCAUAAAAUAUUUACCAAAUUACCCCUGAAUGUUCUCAAGCAACCCGUUCUCACUCCAAACUCAGAAAAUACGACGUUUGGACAGUGGCUGUCCGCGUCUGAUGCAACAAACCCUUCGACGUGUGUGUAGAACGUACCGGGGAGAGCAGCAUCUAGACGGGGUUUAGCGAGUAGUGUGUAAGGGCGAAAUUCCUCGUAGGGAGGUUGGUCGGGGGGGGGGGGUUGAUGGGUCAAACACAGGACUUUCACCCAGGAGAGCGUUGUUUGUGUUCCGCUUGUGUCCUUUACCGUCCUGUUGCCAUGUGUCACGGGACCAUUAGCCCACCCACAAACUUUCCUUUAACCUAACAGUCAAAAGGGACGACAAAAGUCCCGACCAAGCGCGUGUUAUAUGACGCUAAAGGAGACGACCGUCGCGUGUUAUAUGACACUAAAGGAGACGACCGUCGCGUGUUAUAUGACGCUAAAGGAGACGACCAAGCGCGUCUCCUUUAGCGUCAAUAACAACGACAAAGGCACCUGACCAAGCGCCCGUAUUUUCCGAGAUGGGAGUGAGAAUGUGUUGUCUCAAGCAAUGUGGUUGACUGUUUUGUUAUCAAGUUAUAACCAAGGCUACACAUUUGUCUGUAUGCUAAAAACAUGUGCAGUUGCAUUGUUGUAAAAGGUGUAAAUAUGUAUUUGGUAAUGGGUUUGCAUCAUGUUUCAACCAAACAAAAUGUUUAAAGUGCUCAUAU